This is a messenger RNA of Ostertagia ostertagi, 1902 nucleotides long. The record is from the annotation of a GenBank genome assembly. NCBI's taxonomy places the organism in Eukaryota, Metazoa, Nematoda, Chromadorea, Rhabditida, Trichostrongylidae.
AUGUUGAAUUCGAGUGACAAAAGAGUUCCAAACAGUCUGUGCAAAGUAAAUAUCGGAGUGGCAAAAGUAGCGGUCGUCAACGUAACUAGUGAACCCAUAGUAAUGAGAAAGGGCCAAGAAGUAGGUAAAUGGGAGAAUGUUUACUGGGAUGAUCUCCGCUUCAGAGAUACCCCAACAGACCUACUAUGCAGCCAAGGCAAACCCAUGUCCGCAGAGAAAAGGUUAGAUACCUUACUCGAGUCGUUGGUCAAGAAUAGAAAUGGAAGAAUGCUAUCACCUCAGAUGCAAAAGAUUGUAAGGGAUAGCAAUCAGGUUUUUGCUGUAGAGGAUAGCGAGUUGACACAGACCUCUUUAGUGACUCACGAUAUUAACACGGGUGACACCAAACCAAUCCGACAGAAGACCCGACCUGUUCCUAUCGGUGCCCGUGAUGAGUUUAAGGAUAUUCUGAGCAGUCUACUACAAAGAGGAAUCAUCGAACAUUCAACAUCCGAUGUCGAAACACAAGAAACGUCCCAAUGGCUAGAUGAGCUACGCAGUGACGUCGACUAUGGACCAAUAAUUGCUGCAUUAGAGGAAGGAAACCUCGACAAAGAGGAAUUGACAGCCGUGGCAGGAAUCAAGCAUUCCAUCACCAAGGGUUACAACUCCAGGGAGAACGGUGUCAGUGAACGUGCAAUUGGAACCAUACAGCGGAUGCUGAAGAAGAAGGUAGGAACUACACCGACAAAUGGGAUGAAGGAACUCGAGUUCGAUGUUCCGGACGAGAGUCACAUGUUGCCACACGGACAUCCUAAUGCAUCUACGCAUGCACCGUGGACAAGACUAUGCCGCGGACAAGACUUUCCGGCGUUCAAGGGAGGACCCAGUUUUGCGCUGGCAAACUGCUGCGUAUCCAAGACCAUGACAGCGGCCGAUUUGAUCGCAGUUUUACCUCACCCUGCCAGGGCUUUGCCCAUUGAAUGCGUGUUGGAGGCGGCUCGAGUGUUCGCCAUUUGGAUGCAAACAGGAUCGGUGGCGCUGAAAACCCAGCGAAUCAUGAAUUUGGAUGAUAGAGUCGUUGACCCGCGCUCACUUGGUUUUGCAUAUGCGGUCUUUCGAAAAAAAUGCGCCCAUGUUAGCACAAUGGCGAGAGCCAUCGAACCAGCCACCAUUAUGAGACACGGAUCCUUGUCGAGGGGAUGGCCAACGGUGCCGCAAAGGAUUUUUGAGUUGGGUUGGUUAGUGGCGAGAAAGCUGGAUAAGAAUGAUUUCGAUUUGAAUUCAAUGAUGGACAGAAUACACAAUCGUAUUCUAAUCGUCGUGCCCAUGGUACUCAGGAGGAUGGCGUGGAUGUCCGGUGGUUGUCGCACGCGUGUAUUCUUUUAUGGCGAUUUUUCGGCCAUCAAAACGAAGAUGGAUAGUUUGUUCACGGACGAUCUUGGGGCAGUCGUGCUGAUCCUGCCGCCAGAAGAACCGCGCAAGGUCACGAGCUGGCUUGCGAUCAUGUCAGCUAUUAAUCUGUGGACUACAUGUGGCACGCAUGUCUACCUUGUGAAUGGUCCGAGGACCGUAAACAUAGUGAGUUGGGAGCACGUUACCAUGAAAAUGCGAGCCCACAUUCUCAGUUACGUGUCGGAGCAGCCGGAACAUGCGCAACUUAUCGUGGAUGUUCUUCAGCAGAAUAUUGGAGUUAUGGACCCGCGUGCGGCUUGGGCGGCUGUCGGAGUACUGAAAAAUGCCACGGAGUGGAUGUCAGAAGAAUCCACGCGCACAUUUUACCAAUUCCUGCGGUCUCAACUGGAACCCCUGUUGACUCUGGAAGAGCUUCGUUUGGCACCGUUUCGCGCGCACAAACGAAAGGAGCCUGGACUGCCGGCACCUGUAGAGGAAAGCUCUGAAAGGACCUCAGGGGGUGGGUAA